Molecule: messenger RNA, 8532 nt
Organism: Trematomus bernacchii (emerald rockcod)
Lineage: Eukaryota; Metazoa; Chordata; Actinopteri; Perciformes; Nototheniidae
Product: plasma membrane calcium-transporting ATPase 3-like
Exons: 27
Coding region: 679-4593 (1304 amino acids)
Biological process (GO): regulation of cytosolic calcium ion concentration; calcium ion transmembrane transport
Cellular component (GO): membrane; intracellular membrane-bounded organelle
Molecular function (GO): P-type calcium transporter activity; PDZ domain binding; ATP binding
Source: RefSeq, a predicted model, not a curated record
CCGGGACAUUCUCCGCCUCCACGCACACGCAGAUUAACGGGAUUCUGCCCUCCUGCUCGCGCGCUGAUGCUGAUGUCCUUGAGCUCGGCCUGCACGGUCCUGGUGGUGCAGAAGUAGCUACCUCUGAACUGGAUCCACUUCCUGUCUCCAAUUUAUCAGCUGCCUUUGCAUUGCUCACCCCUCUCUCCAUCCGUCCAUCACCCCUCCAUCUCUGUCUGUGAGUCUGUCAGCCGUCCGCCCGUCUGUCCAUGGACUGGCGGUGACCCUGGAGGGAGGGGGACAGAAAAGAGGAAAAAGUGGAGUCGCAGAGGAGACGAAGGAUAGAAAAAAGCUGGAUUCAUUCAGACAUCACGCUUCUGAAGUGCCCCUGCUUGCUAUUCUUGAUCCCCCUCACCCCCCUCCUCCUCCUGUUAUGGAGAAUUAAAGGAGCAGCGGGAGGCUAGGCCAAAAGUGAGGAGAAAAAAACAUAAACCACCAGCGACCCCUCAUUGCCCUCAAAUGAAAUAAAAAAGGGUUUAGCUGUAUCGUUAUAAUCUCACAUUUUUAAGUAAGAAAUCAAGCAAACCAAGAUUCUGAUUGCACAUGAACAACCCUCCACCAACCAAACGAAAGAGGAACUGAGUUGAGGACAGACUACGGAGAGAAAGGAGGACCAAAACAGAGAAGAACCUUACUGACAUGUCAACAACUGCCACUAUGGGUGAAAUGGCAAACAGCGCGGUGGAGUUUUACCCCAAAGGGGCGCGAGGCACUGGCUCAGUAGGAAGGGCAGAAGGCAGCCAAGCAGGGGGAGACUUUGGGGUCACGGUGACGGAGCUCGCGGAGCUGAUGGAGCUGCGAGGGACCGAUGCCCUGCAGAAGAUCCAGGAGAGCUACGGAGACACAGACGGGCUCUGCCAGAGACUACAGUCCAACACCACAGAAGGUGUCAGUGGAGACCCAGCAGACAUUGAGCGUCGGUGCCAAGCGUUCGGCGCAAACUUCAUCCCCCCGAAGAAGGCCAAGACAUUCCUGGAGCUGGUGUGGGAGGCCUUACAGGACGUCACACUCAUUAUCUUGGAGGUUGCUGCCAUCAUCUCCCUCGGACUCUCUUUCUACCAGCCUCCAGGAGGUGAUACCGAAGCAUGUGGGGUAGUGCAGGGGUCUGCAGAGGAUGAAGGCGAGGGGGACACCGGCUGGAUCGAGGGCGCCGCCAUCCUACUGUCUGUCGUGUGUGUUGUCCUGGUGACGGCGUUUAAUGACUGGUCCAAAGAGAAGCAGUUCCGGGGUCUACAGAGUCGGAUCGAACAAGAACAGAGGUUCGCUGUGGUGCGUAAAGGAAAUGUCAUACAGAUCCCGGUGGCUGACAUGGUGGUGGGGGACAUGGCCCAGGUCAAAUACGGGGACCUGCUGCCAGCUGACGGUGUGUUGGUCCAGUCCAACGAUCUGAAGAUAGAUGAGAGCUCUCUGACCGGAGAGUCUGACCACGUAAGCAAGUCAGUGGACAAGGACCCCAUGCUGCUCUCAGGUACCCACGUGAUGGAGGGCUCGGGCAGGAUGCUGGUGACCGCUGUAGGAGUCAACUCACAGACGGGCAUCAUCUUCACCCUGCUGGGGGCUGGAGAGCUGGAGGAGGAAGGGAAGGAUAAGAAAGGAAAACAACCUGAUGGAGCUGUGGAGAACAAUCAGAACAAAGCCAAGAAGCAGGAUGGAGGUGUUGCCAUGGAGAUGCAACCCCUGAAGAGUGCAGAGGGAGGGGAGGUGGAGGACAGAGAGAAGAAGAAGACCAGCGUUCCAAAGAAGGAGAAGAGUGUGUUGCAGGGCAAGCUCACCAAACUCGCUGUUCAAAUUGGCAAAGCAGGUUUGGUGAUGUCGGCCAUCACCGUCAUCAUCCUGGUGCUGUACUUCGUCAUCAACACGUUUGUUGUUGAAGGUCAAUCGUGGUUGGCAGAGUGUACUCCGCUGUACGUGCAGUACUUCGUCAAGUUCUUCAUCAUCGGUGUCACCGUGCUGGUGGUGGCUGUCCCAGAAGGCUUACCUCUGGCUGUGACCAUCUCUCUGGCUUACUCUGUCAAGAAAAUGAUGAAGGACAACAACCUUGUCCGUCACCUGGAUGCGUGUGAGACCAUGGGGAACGCCACGGCCAUCUGCUCCGACAAGACGGGGACCCUCACCACCAACCGCAUGACGGUGGUGCAGACCCACAUCGGUGACGUGCACCAUCGUUUGGUCCCGGACCCCGGUCAGAUCAACGCCCGGACGCUGGAUCUGUUAGUCAAUGCUAUCGCUAUCAACAGUGCCUACACCUCCAAGAUCCUACCGCCUGAUGUGGAGGGGGGACUGGCUAAGCAGGUGGGCAACAAGACAGAGUGUGGCCUGCUGGGAUUUGUUCUGGACCUCCAGCGGGACUACGCCGCUGUCAGAGAGCAGAUCCCCGAGGAGAGGCUGUACAAGGUGUACACAUUCAACUCAGUGCGUAAAUCCAUGUGCACAGUGAUCAAGCUGCCUGAUGGCUCCUUCCGCAUCUACAGCAAAGGAGCCUCUGAGAUCCUGCUGAAGAAGUGUUCCUUCAUCCUGGAUACCAAUGGAGAAGCACGCAUUUUCCGCCCCCGUGACAGAGAUGAGAUGGUCAAACAGGUGAUCGAGCCCAUGGCCUGUGAGGGGUUGAGGACCAUCUGCAUCGCAUACCGUGACCUGCCGGGGAAUCCAGAGCCAGACUGGGAGAACGAAGCUGAAAUAGUGACGGAGCUGACCUGCAUCACUGUGGUGGGGAUAGAGGACCCUGUGCGGCCUGAGGUACCAGAGGCCAUCCGUAAGUGUCAGCGCGCGGGCAUCACGGUGCGGAUGGUGACUGGAGACAACAUUAGCACAGCCAGGGCCAUUGCUGUUAAAUGUGGCAUCAUCCACCCCGGGGACGACUUCCUCUGUAUAGACGGCAAAGAAUUCAACCGACGAAUCAGGAACGAGAAAGGAGAGAUCGAACAGGAACGCAUUGACAAAGUCUGGCCCAAACUUCGCGUGUUGGCUCGAUCCUCGCCAACGGACAAACACACUCUGGUCAAAGGCAUCAUCGACAGCACGGUGUUAGAGCAGAGGCAGGUUGUCGCAGUAACAGGAGAUGGAACCAAUGACGGACCAGCUCUGAAGAAGGCUGAUGUUGGCUUUGCCAUGGGUAUUGCGGGGACGGAUGUGGCUAAAGAAGCGUCUGACAUCAUCCUGACUGAUGACAACUUCAGCAGCAUUGUGAAGGCGGUGAUGUGGGGCCGAAAUGUCUACGACAGCAUCUCCAAGUUCCUGCAAUUCCAGCUCACAGUCAACGUAGUGGCUGUCAUCGUGGCCUUCACCGGGGCCUGCAUCACUCAGGACUCUCCUCUGAAGGCGGUGCAGAUGCUGUGGGUGAAUCUCAUCAUGGACACCUUUGCUUCUCUGGCUCUGGCCACCGAGCCCCCCACUGAGGACCUGUUGCUACGGAAACCCUACGGUCGGAACAACCCGCUCAUCUCACUGACCAUGAUGAAGAACAUCCUGGGCCAUGGAGUGUACCAGCUGAUCAUCAUCUUCACCCUGCUGUUCAUAGGCGAGCACAUUUUUAACAUCGACAGCGGCCGCAACGCCCCGCUCCACUCCCCGCCCUCUGAGCACUACACCAUCAUCUUCAACACCUUCGUCCUCAUGCAACUCUUCAACGAGAUCAACGCUCGCAAGAUCCACGGAGAGAGAAACGUCUUUGACGGCAUAUUUGCCAACCCCAUCUUCUGCACCAUCGUUCUGGGAACCUUUGCCGUGCAGAUCGUGAUUGUGCAGUGGGGAGGGAAGCCCUUCAGCUGUGCUCCUCUCAACAUGGAGCAGUGGCUCUGGUGUCUGUUCGUGGGGGUCGGGGAGCUCCUCUGGGGGCAGGUGAUUGCCACGGUGCCAACGGAGCGGCUGCCAUGCCUGAAGGAGGCGGGGAUGAACCUGGAUCCCGGGGACGACGACGGGGAGGACAUGGCCGAUGAUGAGGAUGAGAUCGACUGUGCUGAGAGAGAGCUGCGCCGCGGACAGAUCCUCUGGUUCAGAGGCCUCAACCGCAUCCAGACCCAGAUGGAGCUCUCUCCACCGCAACAGCCAAUACCAGCCCAGCCCCCGGGAAUGCGAGUGGUGAAAGCAUUCCGUAGUUCGCUGUACGAGGGCCGGGAGAAACCGGAAUCCCGCAACUCCAUCCACAACUUCAUGGCCCACCCAGAGUUCCUCAUCAACGACCUCAUCCAUAACAUCCCGCUGAUCGACGACACCGACGUGGACGACGAAUCAGAGCUCAGCAGAUACCAGCACCUGCACCCGGCCCUCCGCAAGCCGCCGCCCCCUCCCGCCCAGCCCCCAGCCCGCGUACACCCCACCCGCCCCUACCGCCAGUACAGCCUCCCUGUGACUCCGUGCAACAGAAACAACAACAACAGCAGCAGCAGUUCAACAGUCACCUACGGCAACCAAAAAAGCCCCACUGCAGCUACCCCCGGCAACCGGAACCCCCAUCAUCCCCAACAGCACCACCAUAUCCAACAUGGCAGGGACAGGCCGGGGAAACCCUCCGCCCCUCACCUGGCCCAUCUCUACUGUGUGGAGACCUCCUUAUAACUGAGCUGAGCGUGGGUCGGGGGGGGGGAAGGGAGCUUUGGGGAAGAGGAAGAGAGGGCUGAGGACUCACACAUGACAUUUUCAUCCCUUCCCGAGGGAGGGCCGGAGGGGGGGAGUGGACAAUGGUUGGAGACUUCUGCUCACAACUCCCUGAGAAUAUUGCGACUUUCCCUCCUUUUGCCCUCGCUCCGGCCCUCUCAGUCUGAAAACACCCUCCACCACCCCCACCCCCCCCCCAACCUCAACCGGCCGCUCUGUCCCCCUCUCUGAAGAAACCACCCCAUCCUGCCUAACUGCAGACACAGAGUCCUGAGUGACAGUGGGUUGGGGAGGGAGGGGGACAGAAAAACCCCCCAAAUUAAACCCCUCACAUUUUACAAGGCUUCAGCCGAACAGGGGCCACGUCAGGGCCAGAGGCUGACCCACUCUGUUUCUUAGAGUUCAUCUCUACCCACCUACCUACCUGCCAUGGCACCAAAGUCACCCCCACCCCUGUCAUUUCUCUGGCUACAGACAGAUACACUGAAAGACUGAAACAUUGACUUUAAUUAAAUGUAAUAUGUCAACAGAUUUUACAUAACUGUAUUAGGUUAGCUGAAAGCAAUAAUAUUUAGUUUACAUAAAAUAUUAGGGUCAACUUAAUAUUAUUGCUUUCAUCUAACCUAAUAAAUGAUACAUUUAAUUGAAGUCAAGGUUGAAGUUUUUUCAAUGUAGCCUACUUCAGUCCAAAUCUUUUCUUUCUUUCAUCUCUCUCUAUCUUUCAGUGUGUGUAUGUGUAUUGUCUUGUCUCUUCUGAAAAAAACAACAACAAAAAAACACAACAAAAAUAGGAAUUGCAAACAAAGAUGCUGUUCAUUUAAACCUAAUAGUCAAUAGGAUGGCUGCAAAAAACAACUUAAGAAGUGGGGGGGUACAUAUAUAUACAGUUUAUGUGUUAUCAUUUGAAUGUGUGGGAAGCGACAGCACAGAUCUUGUCAUCUUCACACUCUCCCAUCCUUUGGAGGCCUUCCAUCAGGCCAGUGUUAUCUGUCACUCUGUCCACUGCUAUGAGAGGACACAGCGUGUAGGAUCUCACAGUGUAGUCAUGGACACACUAACUUCAUCUACCUGCCAUGUUUGUGAACUGAUGAGUCAUACUUAUGAGGUCCUCUUCCUCUUCAUUUCUGUCCCAUCAUGCUGGCUCAAGCCGUUAUGUAGUUUCCUUCGCUCCCUUCAUCCAAUCUUCUGGUCCUUCGUUGGUGGGUUUGUGUGUCAGUUGUUUUUUUUGGAAGCAUUAACCCUUUAAAUGCCAUCAAACACAAUGCACAGGCGAUGGCCCUUUAAGACUAACAUGCACUCACUUCAAAGCUGCUCACGUGCCAUCGGGCUGUCUCCAUGGUGUACCCUCCAUGAGUCUGGAGGACGAGGAGAUUGUUUCAUUUGAUCAGUAGGAUGUUGCGUCCAGUCAUUUUUACCGAGAACUCAAAUAAUCACUAGUUGACGUUGAAUAGGAACCCAUCUUAUUUCAGUUUUAGCUUUAGGCCUAAGGACCCACUCAAUCAGGUUUGACCAAUGAGAGCUCAUGUGUCAUGUCCAUGUGUCAAAUACUGUGCUUUCCGCUUAAUCAUGAUAUUUAAUUAGUUGAUUGGGAUACAUUACCACAAAAUGUUGGAGUAUUGCUUUCAAACUAGGGAUCAAUAUUGGGUCUAUCCCAAUAUGCUGAUUCCAAUAAACACCCAUUUGACCCCCUAUUGCAGAAAGUAACUGUUAAAUAAAGGUAUUUAUCUGCUAUCAUGAAGGCCCACUGGCAUGUGCAAGAAUUAAAUACAGUGCUCAGGUACUGGCCAAAAUCACCAAACAAAUGUACCUGAGGUUACAUAUAAAACAUGCCAUGUAUUUUUUUCAUGGAAUAGAUUAGCCUGUCAUAUCGGAGGAAAUUCCCAUUUAUUAUGUAAGCCUUUAUCUGCCGUUACAAUGACAUGAAUCCCAGAGAGUUAUUAUGCUAAAGCUGUUCAAUGUAAAACAGCAAACCAUGCUGCAUGAGCACACCCCAACGAAACAAAAAAUACCAGAAAACAUUUGGACAGCGCGCCAGUGACAGCGAGCAUGGCGCUUGUGACAUCCCACUCCACCGUCACCUCGCCGACAUUCCAUGGAGCAUACAUUCCAAACAUCACAUUCCAGCGUGGGUGAGAGCGCCCUCCUGUCUCCCAUGAUGCACUAGGUGUGGGUGAACCGCUGACUCCAUGUUGCCUCGGAGCGGGACCGCAGAUCUGGACCCUUCCUCGCCCUGUUGACUUCCCUGAGUUCUCACCUGCUCCUCCCCCCCGAGAAAGGCGCUGGCAGACAUUAUGCAACAGCCCGCCCGUGUGGACCCUCCUGCCCAGCUGGGGUCAGAAACACAGCGUCACACAUGCACACCGAGAACAGUGUGUCUUGCUGGUCUGUGAGGAGGCUCUGUGGGAACACCCUUACCUGUACAGAACCCUGUCUUCUUGAAUGCUCAUCAUCAUCAUCAUCAUCACCACCACCUUGCCCUGACGGAGGGGCCGGGGGGGGGGACAUUGUAUUGGUCUGUCUGUUUUGAAGCAUGCAUUUGAUAUCAUUAAUGUCACUCUUUAUGUGUUGGUAAAUCAUGUAGGCUACUGUCACUACUGUGUGCUAUGAUCUCUCCACAACUGCUCUCUUUCUGUCUCUCUCUCUCUCACACACACACACACACACACACACACACACACACGCACACACACACACACAUCCUGUUCAUGCCCAACCUAUUCUAUUCCAGCAACUCUUGGCACAGCUCUAUCAAUGCUUUUCUGCACUACACACACACGUGCACACACACACACACACACACACACACACACACACACACACACACACACACACACACACACACACACACAGCAAACAACUGGCGGAUAAUCCACAGUGGUGUAAAUUUGACUGUCCAGUCCCAGCCAUCUCUGUCCAUCCGUCCAGCCACGUUACAUCAUGAUGUUGUGAGACAGAAGACAAAACACAAUGUGAAAAAGAAUAUAUUAUAUUUAUCAAAAUUAUAAAUUGUACAACUGCACCACUACUGUACAGAUCGCCCAAAUGUGCACAUGUGCAUCUUUGAUUUACAGGUACUAUGUUCCUGUUACACUUUUGUUUUUUCUGAUGUUUUUUUUCUUGAAUCCUAUUGCUUUCUGUAAAGAGAGGAACAACACAAUGAAAGCGCUUGUAUAUUAUUAUUAUUAUUAUUUUAGAUUUUCUCCAUCAGUGCUCCCACUGAUGGAGAAAGACGGUUGCACAUUCUCCUGAGCAUAUUCUGAGGGCUGUGUUUUCUGUCCACUGAACAGCCCCUGAAGUGUGCAGAGGUGUGGAGAAGCUUCUAGUCUCUUAAGACCAGAGACACCAUUCUGUAAAUAGAGAACAGGAGACACAGAUGUACCUCAUUAUGAUCUAAAGGACUGGACCAAGUGGAGACCCGGGGAGGAUGGAGAACUGGAGGGCGAUGCAGAGCUAGAGACUGCAGGAGUGCAAUGCGUCAGUGCGUUGUUUAGGCUGCUCUCUUAGAUCUGCGACAAGUAUUUACUGCCAUGUUAAGAUGGGAAGAACUUAACGUUUUACAUUAUUCAUUAUACAUACUGUUGUACAUAUUGUGUGUGGAAUGGUCCCCCUUCUUGCACAACGCAGUGCUGUUCUGCAGACAGAAAGUGCAGCCUUACCUGUGCUAAAACGAAAAAAGACCAAAAAAAGUAAAACAACCAUAAAGACUAUUGAAUAUAUUAAAGAGUUACCUGCCUGUUAUUUAAGCGAAUAAAUAUCUAUAUAUGAGAAAGAACACACCUGUAUACUGUAGACUAAAUCUGUAUGGAAAUCUAAGAGAAUUUAAUGGGAAUUAAGUCCAACACCUUUUGUCUGUAUGAAAGAUACAUCAAAGUAUUCUACAAUAAUAACUUUGACAAAGUC